Messenger RNA from Orbicella faveolata, 3430 nucleotides. RefSeq lists its product as uncharacterized. Lineage: Eukaryota; Metazoa; Cnidaria; Anthozoa; Scleractinia; Merulinidae. The record is from RefSeq and is a predicted model, not a curated record.
GCAAGUAUACUGACAAACUGGCCAAGGAAAAAGCACCAACUUGUGGUGAAAAGAGCACAAUCAAGCGCAGUUCACACAAACUACCGUUCAAUGGCCACUCGAUCGCGCUUCCAAUCCCCGUAGUAAGUCAGCGGUCAACGUUCUGCGCACGCGUCGUUAAAAAAAAGUCCCCAGCCAAUCAGCGGUUUUUGAGACCUGUCACUCCCGUUGUUUCAAAAUGGAGGAGCGGAGAAGAACUUUGACCAGCGAGUGCCAUUGUACAAACUUUCGGACAAUAUUGUCAUGGGGUUUUCCUAUUUAUGAGGUCCUCUGUUGGAGCGCCAAGUUUGAAUAUAUAUUGCCUGUUGUAUAAAGAAAAACCUUGUUCAGUGAUCUUGGAGGGAAUGGCGGAUAGCAGUCAUGGAGUUCUACCUUUGUAAAGAGUGUUUUCGUCUUCACUUGACCCCGGCAAGACGUGGUACGCGCUAAAUGCUGCUUUAUGUUCCUGUAAACUGUCAAACUCCUGUUCUUCCUCAUCUGCAAAGCUAUUUGCAGACGAAUAUCAGUUCGUAGAUCUUUCAAAUCUUCGUGGAGAUGGAGGAGUUCCCGCCUCCUACUUAUGGUUUUCCAGCUUCAGAAGGACCGAGAAAGUUUACGUUGCGACGGCCUUUGGUCUGUUACUCGGAAUUCUGCGACAGAGGACUCUAGAAGACUGCCCCUUCAUACGAUCCGAUUAUUUUAAAGCGUCGAUGUCGUCCAUCAAUUCUUUUGAGUUCAACCAUGAAGAUCGGUCCGAAAGUGCGGAUGAAAUCCGCCUGAAAUCUCAUGUAGCGGCAAUAGAAGUCCAGCUUUCUUCAGCGGCGAAAGAGAUUUUGACAUUAAGGAACCAGUUAAGGUCCGGUCAGUGGUCAGUGCAGUACUCAACUACGAAUACUCCACCGAUUUCGCCAUGCUCUUCUGUUCCGCCAAAAUUUCAAAGCGCGCCAAAUCUGAAGCGACGGAGUACCAUUGAAGAAAUUGAGGCAGAUCCGGACCUCUUGCCCGAGACGAAAAGGAAAAAAAUCAGAGACACUGCAGUGGGUUUGAUGGGUCAAGUAAAUAACCUCUGUGAAAGGAACGGAGAGACUUUUGGAACCAUUCUAAAAGAAUGCUGUCUCUCGGCACGAAAAGAUGACCUUGGGGCCCGAGAAGCUGUCAUCAGCACAUUUGAUAACAUGGUGCAAGUAAAGGGAGUCCGUGCUGCCUUCUCCAAGCUCGUGUCCGAAGAAUCUUGGCAAAAGAGAGUGAAUGAAAUGAGAGUUCCAGACUGGGUCUACCUGCUAUUUAAACUGAAGUCAAGAAUUUCUGACACAGCUUGGCAAGAUUUUACCAAUUUAACAAAACUUGGAAGAACUGGGAAAAAGUCAGAUGAAGAUAUAAUUCUCUUGAAGAACAACAUCAGUGCACUAAGGAAGGGAAUCUUUAAUGUCACAAGAAGCCUCAUGGGUGUGGAAAGUCUUUCACUUCCUGGCUAUGAAGUCAGCCUCCAGAAAGUGACUGUUUGGAUUAUUAGGGGAAUGCGACUGCAUGGUUGUCCACCAAAUGAGAUUGUUUUCAAUCUAAAGAUUGAUGGCCGCCCUUUCUUUGUAACUCUUGAUUACAAAGGUUUGCUACUUCUAAUGGCUAAGAUUGGGGAUGAGCACUUUGUUCUUGGUGGACAUGGACUUGCUAUUGAGUUUUGCAUUUUCUGUUUGGCUUUGAGGGCCUGUGAUUGUGAUUUGGGGAGACAUGAGGUUUGUUUGGAGCACCUCCUUCAAACCAAAGCUAACAUUGGAGGAUUUAAAAGUUUGUGAGAUGACUUAUUGUGCAUACUUGAUGAUGAACUAUCCUCGAUGUGCCUUUGUGCUCUUCACUGCGAAAUGUGGAACACUGAGCAGCUAUUAAAGAGCGUGGGUUUACUUGCUUAUGAGAUAGGUUCUCUCAAACAGUGUAAUGAGGAGUUAUCCAAAUUUGGUCCAGAGAACUUCCACUCAGAUCCGAUCACUGUGAAAUUAAAACCUGGACAACAAACAGCUCCGAGUUGAAACAAUGUUUCUGUUUCUUCGUUUUCAGGUUCCACUGAACAUAAAAUCCUCUCAGCAAUGGAAGAAAUAGUUGAAGUAUCCCUGCCUAAUGAAAAGCUAGCAGUUCAUUAUCAAGUCCCAGAGGCAGCCAAAAUGUGUAUCCUCAAUAAAAUCUCUUUCUGCGAAGCACGCCUAAAGUACUACAGGGAAAUGUUUAAAAGAAGGAUUUUUGUCCUUGACUUUGGCAAAAGACUAGAAAAGGUCAAGUUGCAAAAUUCAGGUCCUAACAGGAACUUCUGUGGUUGAUUACAGUAUGUUAAUUGGUUGGCUGAAAAGGUUUCAACAUUGUGAAUGAUUUUGGGUUAAUUUUUGGUGUGUGUAUAGAUGUCAGUAUGGAGUUGCAGAAUCGCAUAGAUUUCUGGAAGCAAAAGCAAGAGGACAUUGAAAGUCAGGUUAAAGUUCUUUAUCAACCUGUUCAGACAGUUAAGGCCAGAAAGGGAAGAAGGAAACCUCAGAAGGAGGAAAAUCGGGAGCUGAGUUGCUAUGCUGGCACACUAAUGAAGGAAUUUCUAACAAUGGUUUGCUCCCUUUGGAAGGAAAUUGCUUUAAUAAUGAGAGACAGAAUUUAAAGCAAAUGAGGAACACUUGAUCGACAUUUUUGAUGUCAAGUGCAAAGAGUGGGGUUUCCUCCUCCUGGAGAUGUUCGGGAGCAAUCUAGGAACAAGUGAUUAUGGCCACCUAACGGUAGAACAUGUUCCAGUGCUUUUUAGAGUGCAUUGCUCUCUUCGUCACCUAUCCAACCAGGGAUUUGAAGCGGCUCACAAAUUACAGCAACAGCUGUAUGCCAGAGCUACGUCACAUGAUUCAUCAGGUGACACUGCAUCAUUGGAUCAAAUCCUCACACACCUCUAUACAGAGAUGCUGCUCGACAUGAGACUAGCUUUCAAAGAGGCUAAAGGCUGCAUUGCUACAGGUAUUUAUACCUUUUGUUGGUUCCUUUGUGGUGAAUAUAAUUUGCUUCCAAUUUGUUACAAAUUUCCAAUUUCCAAUUUGUAACAUCUUGAUACUAUCCCUGUUAUAUGUCAUUUGCAACAGUGCUGCUGGCAGACUGAGCUUCAGAUAUUGCCAAAGUCCAGCCACAUGGCAAACUCUUCUUUAGAAUACUUGAACAAUUUUACACCAUCCUCUGCAGGUUUCAUUUUACACUUACCCUCUCUAGAUAGUGUGUCUAAAAUUGAACGCUGCUUUAUACUGAUGAAGCAUUGAGUACUUGAAAUGAAAAUUCCUGCACAAAAACGAAAUUUUCCUGUUGCAUGGAAUUUUUGUUCAUGAAAGUGAAGAUUUAUGUUCUGCCAAUGAAAAGUGAAGAGUGUUGAAUAAAAUAAUAGUUAUAUGAAAUACAAAAAUGC